Ceratitis capitata (Mediterranean fruit fly) is the source of this 8832-nucleotide messenger RNA. Its product is annotated as serine-rich adhesin for platelets-like. The transcript is spliced from 4 exons. The record is from RefSeq and is a predicted model, not a curated record. NCBI's taxonomy places the organism in Eukaryota, Metazoa, Arthropoda, Insecta, Diptera, Tephritidae. The coding region runs from base 1003 to 8535 and encodes 2510 amino acids.
GCUGCAUUAGUAUCAACGGGGUUGGCAAUCAAAUAAACUUCAAUAGGUGGUAGUGAUUUAUGAAAUAAGUAAAAUAUUAGAAACUAAUUGAAUAUAUUUUUAAUUUCAAAAAAUCCAAUUUGAUACAAAAUCGUUACUGUUUUCUUUAUUAGAGUUGUGUUUCAUUGAAAGUUUCCAGAAAUACCCACACCCAUAUAUACAUUUGUACAUAUGUAUGUAUGAAUGUUCAUAAAACCGAACUAGAAGUGCGAGUGAAUAUGGUCAAUGGUCAAAAUAGUGCCCGAAAUGAGGAACAGUGGUGUAUUAAUUGGAAAAUUAGUAUAUCUUUGCGAAUGAAGACAAUUCUGGACUCACGAAACUCUUUAAUAAAAGAGAAAAGAAUGACAAAAGGAUAACCAAUUAGCGAAAAAACUUUCUAAAUGAAUUUAACUUAACAUCUUCAAAAUGCACUCCUUUACAGCAGUGGAUGAACAAGAGCUACGUAAAAUUAUGUUACGAAAUGUUGCCAAAUUUAAAAAACAGCUAGCAGUUAAAACGAUAAAAAUUAGAAGACGCUUAACUGCAGCAUCUAAAAAGGAAAAUUUUAGAGCAAAAUCCAAAAAAUUAAUUACCGUUCCUUAUACCAUAUUAAAAUUACAUUUGCAGUUAACACAGCAUCAGCAGCUAUUUUCCUUAAAACUACAUCAUACAUCUAAAGUUAAUUUAAUCCGCAGAUAUGCGCAUACGAUAAUCAUGGACGAACCCUUAUAACCUAGUGCAUUUUAAUACAAUAAUUAAAAUAAAAGAACUCAAAUUAUUUAUUCUGCGAUAUAAGCGGAGUAUUGGUGUGCUCGGAAAAUAACAAUAUUUGGAAAGCAGAAAAUUAGGAUUGCAUUAUUAUCAAAUAUUUAUAUUUAUAUAUAUGUAUUCAUUUACAUAAUUGUAAAAUGUAAAAUAUAAACUAUUACAAUUGCAAUAAAUACAUUUUACAAGUAAUGUACGCGUCCAGCGAAGGCUUAUAAAAUGACGUCUCGUUCUCAGAGCAGCCAUUAUUAUAACAGAGAAAACGAUGCCUUAUCAAGCAAUAGCCGAAAAAUUAAUAACACUUUUCAUAGAAAAGGUAUAAAUAACCAAUAUGAAAACCAUAAUGACAUGCAGGAUAGCUACGAUAAUAAAAAUAUUUAUGGAAUCUCUAACUGUACUAUUACAGUUCAGAAACAGCCCUUUGAAAUGGUCGGUGAUGUGAAUGCGGAUGCUAGUGAUAUGAGCAGAUCAUACAGAAAUAUGUAUUGGGGCAAUAACGAUGAUUUAAUUUUAUCCGAUAUAACUUCUACUAAAGUCUCCUCAACGUCCCUGGUCGCUGGGGGGAACGAAAAUUGUACAUUUCACAUCAGUAACGGAUACAACAUCAAUGAUAAUGUUAAUUAUCGAAGUCAAAUGUAUAAAAGUUAUACUACUGAUUCAUGUAAGACUGAUGGUGAUGCCGCGGGAGUAGGUGUCAGUCCUUACAGCUACAAUGUUUCACUUGCUACCGUCGGCAGCUAUGGCCAUACUAUGUAUAAAAGAUUUGCAACAAGCGACGAUACUGCUGCUGGAUUUAAUGACACCAUCAGUGAGCGAAACUCCAAGCCCUUGUACAACGGGGGUGAAAAUGUUAGUGAACGACAUUCUCCUGUCGUCAGUGCAAAAUUGUUGCCAGAAAUACCAUAUGAUAAUAUAAAGAUGCAUCAGCCACAAUGUUUUGAUGCCAACAUACCGCAAACAACAUUUUCUGUAUUACAACUAGAAGCAGAAGUGAAGGCUAGUCCCCCACAAUAUCGUAAAAGUACCCAAAUACAAGCACCCACAGUCGUGGGGCACCACAUAACGAAUGCGACGGAUUUUUUUGGAACGUCAUAUAUCAGUGCUGUUCGUUGUACUACUGAGGAACAUAAUGAGCUCAUAAACGGUGAUUUUGUUUAUGGCGGCCCUAACAGUGGUCAUGGUGGUGGUGCUGCAGCAUCAUUACGUUUACUGCCACCAGUUCAACGUAACCAAAUAUAUGAUAAUAACAUAAUACAAACACAAUUACUUCAAGGUGAAAAUAUGCGUCCGGCUGCGCAAACAGUAUCAUCAACCACAAAAACAACAAUACCGACAAUGGCAACGGCAACAAAUAGCGAUUACAUAAUCUCCGAUAAUCCGACAAUAAGAAAAAGCUAUGAAAACCUUUCAUAUGAUGACAAAUAUAACAACAGGACGCAAGCGUCCACCAGGCAGCGGUCGCAUACAUCCAUGGGUCAGCCAGCACUUGAUGUUUUAGAAUAUGGGGAUUAUAGGGUUUCACAUAAUAAUACGUACAACAAUUGUAUUAAUAGUGGUAGCUUAUCACUGUGUAGUGAAAAUUCGUCGCAUAUGUUAGGAGCAGCACAAAAGCUACAAUUGCAGCAACAACGUAAAUAUGCGAUAAUGAUGGAAAUGACGACUGCCUCAGUGAUAGCGUCUGGCGAAACGCGCGUACCAAUGAAACGUAUUUCCGAUGGAAAACAGCCGCACUUACGAAACACUGAGCUAAGCACCUCAGGUGCCCCGCACAACGAUGAGGUGAUGUCGACGACGACCCGUGCGAAAAACGUCGAUGAAUAUGGAUUUUUGGGCAAUGAAAGUGUUUCGGCGGUGUCAAAGUUGUGUGGACGGACGUGUACGCCUGAUAAAACAAUAUUAACAGCAAUAUCAAAUACAACAAGCAAUAAAGUUUUCGCACAUUUAACGCCGGUCACAAUAUCUACAAAAAAAACAACAAAUGAUGAUAUACAAAAGAACUCAUCAGCUGACACAAGCAUGCAGUCACAAACUUACCCAAAAUCCGUCACACUGGUGGCUACAUCUAGAAAAUUGCCAAAGCGUCUGCCAACGCCAAAAUAUGACAGUUAUAGUGAUAGCAAUAGGCAUAACAACAAUAACAGCCACAACAACAACUAUCAUCACUACAUCCCUAGCAAUAGUAAUGGUAAAGUUAAUGACAUUAGUAAGAAACUGCCAAAGUUACCAGUAGAAGAUCACAAAACUGUUGCAAGUGCUAAAACUACAGACACAAAAUUUAUAUCAAAUUUAGCAGUAUCAUCAGUGUGCGUUCCAGAGGCUAUGCAACCUCAUACACUAACAUAUGCAAUUAAGGCACACAAUGUGUUAGAAACAUCAAUAGAAGCAUCAGCUUCAACAACAACGACAUCAACUACCUUGAUAUUGCCAUCAUUAACUAUGGACACAUUUAGUAGUGUUCUGACAUCCUCAUUAACAUGCUCAACACCAGUAUCAGUAUCAGAGCCAACAGCAUCCACAGCUUCAACGGCAUCCAGAUUGUCAUCAGCAUAUGUUGCAACAUCUUGUUCCCCUACAUAUUUAGCGUAUUUACCGGGUAUAAUAACAUCAUCAACAACAACAACAACAGCAACAACAACAACAACAACAGUAGCAACAACAACAACAACAACAACACCAACAACAAAUAGCGAAACAACUGCUGAUAAUUAUCUUAUCUCGUUGAAACCCAGUAAAGAAGACAAAGAAUCCAAAACUACUAAAACAGCAAUAUCGACAGCAACUACAACAACAAAAGCAAAAAGCAAUCUGUAUGAAAUACCAAAAACGAAAUUUCUCAGCAACGUUCCUUUUUUAACAUACGAAACAGAUAAUGGUACCAGCAAUCUUACUGAACUUCCCACAACGGUAGUUAGUAACGAAAUUGUGACCCCGACGUCGACGAAGAACGCGUAUAUUUUUGGUGAUAGUCACAUCAACAGCCACAAUAACAAUUGUACCGCGUUUGAUGAAAAUACUAGCAUCAACAGCAAUGCUAAUGUAAAUAAUAGCAUUAUUUGUGGUACGCCAAAAUUUGCGAUGACAAUAGCGACAACGCAGCCAACGCCAAGAGUAAUAUAUCCAAAAAUGAUACCUGCAGUCAGCAACUGUGUCUGUACUGAUGCUACCAGUAGUUUAGGUGUCAAUUUGUACGCUAGUUAUUUGCAAUCAAUAUCAACCACGUCCACCACCACGUCCUCUUUCUCAAACCCUUCAUUAGCAUCAUCCAUAAACACGCCAUCGUAUACCUUUAAUAGUAUAUCAUAUACGCCUGCCGCAUUACCUGUACUACUUAAGCCAUCAGCAGAAAUAAAAACAGCAACAACAACAACCCCAAUAUCAUUACCUACAUCAAAAGUAUCAACAAAAACCAAUUUAACAUCCACAUUUAGCAGCAACGAUAUAAGCAGCUUUAGUAAUAAUAUUUUUAAAAGUGAUAAGCUCUUAGAUAGUGAAACAAAUGAAAACUUAAAGCUAUCAGAGUGCGUAUAUUAUAUCAGCACGAAAACGAUGGACGAUAAUAGUGAUUAUAAUAUACUUGCCGAAUAUCUAAAUAACUGUGGCAAUAGUAGUAGUAAUAAUUUCAUGCUUCCGACAUCAACAAAAAUAACAACGCCAACAACAACAACCAUCUCCAUUUCAUCAAUAAUUAGCUCAGUCUCAUUGCCAUUGUCAAGUCUGAUAACAUUAAACGCUAGUAAUAGCAUGGUGACAACAACAGCAAUCACAAUGGAGUUGCCAGUAUCAAAAAUUGCGGCGACGCAAAACACUUCAAUUGAAUCUUAUCCUGACAGUAGUAUCAUCACAGCCACUUUAAGCAGUAAAAAAAUAGAGCCACAGCUCAAAACAACUAUUGAUAGCUCAACUGAUACUUUCGCUAACGCUACUACACCAAUAGCAUCAACAACAUGUACGACGAAGUAUCAACAUCAAAAGUUAAAAACAACUGAUGAAAGAGGCGACAAGAUAGACGAUUAUAAUAGCAAUAGUGCUACUGAUAUCAAAAGUGAAUUACAGAAUUAUAUAAAGAAUUUCUUAAACUGUGAUAUGUCAAAACCAAAUUUUAGUGACGACAACUUGGAUCCAUUUGACUUAUCGUUGGAAACAUGUGAAUAUAAUAAUUAUCUCAAUAUAAGCGGGUAUACAUUACAUUCAAAGGAUACAACAGCCUCAACAUCAAUACCUCCAUCUACAAUUAAAAGUGAAGAAAGGAUAGGAAACGUAACAAGCAUGCCAGAAUUUAAUAGAAGAGACAAUGCUACCCAUAAAGGUGCAACCGACGUUAUUAUUCCAAUAGCGACACCAACAACAGCCGCAACAAUAGUUGGCGUUGGCAUUAUGGAGUUUCUAUCGACUUUGACGCCUUCUACAAUAACAACAUCUGUAGUAAGCAGCGAUGGUAAUAUUGUUGAUGCAACUAAAUGUAGAGAUAUUAUAUCUACAAAGACAACAAUGCCGGUGUUGACAACUGCAACAGAACAGUCAAUUGCCAGGGCUUUCGAUGACAACUUUUAUGAUAGCUUUAGCGUGGACUGGUCCACGUUAACGCCGUUUACCGCUGUUGAAGGGUUUGAUGCAUCAACAGAAAGUACAGCUGUUAUUUCUGACAGUAAUGUAAAUUAUGCGGCAGCAGUGUCUAGUAUUUUAACCGUAUCAGGAACUACUCCUAGUGCAACAGCUAUCAGCCGCGUUAAUCUCGCAGCUGAGGGCGGUUAUUAUCGUCCGAUGUCAGCAUUAAAAACUACAACAACAACAGAAACAUCAGCUGCCGCCACAACAAUAGGUGCUCCAUUUAGUGUUGCCGGUAAGGCUACUAGCGUGUUCGGCGGUAUUUCGAAGGGAUUGAAAGGUGGUCUAGACGGCGUGUUAAACGGUGUUAAUAUUGCCGCUACAAGCGAAACUAAUACAAAAGAACAGCAACAACAUUCAUCGAAAAAGAGUGGUUUCGGUUUCGGUUUGGCAUCGAAGUAUGUGCCAAACGUUGGCGGCUUACUAGCCGGCGCUGCUACAGUUGCAGUGCAACAAACUAACAACGUGGUGAAGGCAGGUAAAGGCAGCAGCGAUACUGCAACGGGAGCAAAAAUGACGGACCCAACAGCAACAGCAACAAAUGCAAAAGCCAUUGCGGUUCCAACGAAUGCAAUGCAGUACCCGAUAGCAAGCGUUACAUGCGAAGCAGCAGCAAGCAGCAAUACCAGUAAUAGAAAUUACGAUACUAAUGUAACCAUAAUUCAACAUCAUUUGGACCAAUACGGUGAGCUAUUGUAUACGAACAGCCACAUUGACAAUAUGAAGAUGACAUCACAUGAGAUUAGCGACAACGCGGGUUUUGACCAAAAAAUGAAUAUACGAUCUGAGGAUAUGCUGCUGAAUGCUAUACACAUAAUGCGUGACAAUAGCCACGAUUGUGUUAGCAGUGUUAACAACAUUACAUAUAUACAACAGACAGAUGUAGUGCUGACAAGUGAUAACACAAAUACUUGCUAUAAUAGCGGUGGUUACAAUUCAACCAAUGUGAUGACCGACAAAGAUAUAUUGAUUAAUGAGUAUGGGUGCACUGAUUAUAAUAAAGGCUACGAGGAAGAUAUACUACAGGCUGGUGCUGAUAAACAUUCCGUAACUUAUGCUAAGCAGAGAACAGUCGAUGAUAGUAUGCGUUUUGUUGGCACAGACGAUAGUAUGACAAAUAAUACAGCUUUGAUAAAUGAAAGUACGGUAGCAACAUAUUAUCGUUUGCGACAACGAUUUAGCAAUGAACAUAAGUCACAGCUACAACAGCAGCAAGAGGUGGAAAGGGAAUCUUCAUUCACGAAGGAAGCCACAUCUUCGCUGUUGCCAACUGUCACAAAUGUUACCGCACAGACACAGAGCCAACGUCUAACCACCGGCGACAUCUGUACAAGUAUUCACAUGCUGCCACUGCCGACAGCAACAACAGUGGAAACUAAAAUCACUACUGGUGGUGGUGGCAGUGGUGGAAUUUCCGGCGGUGGUAUGUUUGGUUCUUUUCUGGGCAAAGCAGCUGCUGCUGUACAAUCCGCGACACAAGCUGUCAACCAGGCUACCACAGCCGUACAACAGAAGGCGGCACCCACAGCGGUUAUUUCAGCAACAACGACUGCAGCAACAUCUCCAACAAUAACAGCAGCGGAAACUGCUGCACUUGCGGAGAACAACGAUUACAACUUUCAUCAUCAUCAGCAGCAGCAGCCAGAAAGGCAGCAAACAAUGCUAAUGCACCAAAAGUCAGUGUCAAACCAAUACUCAGCUACCGCAGCAAUUAGCGCUGAUUUCGUCAAUAGAAAUUUAUAUAAUUACAAUAAUAAUGCAGGAACGGAUGCGACUUUCACGUGUACAGCCUCACCGGAUGCUGCAACAUUAGAAUAUCCAAAUUACCAUUUAAAUAGUAAUCCAAGCCAGUUGCGAAACCAACAGCAAACCAGUAAAUUGUUACCGACGGUGCCAACGGCUGGAUCCGCCGGUAAAAAGCUGCCCACCAUCAAUACUUGUAAGCCCGGCUUUUUGAUAAAACAACAGCCAACGGAAGUCUAUGAUGAAGAUUUAAUUAUCGACGAUGUAAGCGACACCAAUGUGCAUCAGUUGAGCAACGGCGACGGCAUCGAAGAAAACGAUGGCGGCGUCGAUGAAAAUGAUGGUGAAAUCAUUGAUAAAAAAAAUGAAAAUGAUUUAAGUGAUAUUGAGGUUAUUGAUUACCAUGAUGACGGUGAAUUAAACCUUAACAUCGCUGAAGGUCAUAAUGGCAAUAAGCUGAAUCCAAAACAGCAAUGCUCUCAGCAGCUAGAGCCGAAUUACGAGAUCGAUAGUGAGCAUGCUAAUUACUACAUAGAUUCCCAGUUGCAUGCGCUACCGCCUGAUGUGCAGCAAAAGUUGACCAAACAUGAUCAGCAGUCUUUGGCUGACAAUAGUUAUUAUGAGCAUAUGAAUGGUGGUUAUGACUAUCAGGAGGAUUAUUUCAAUGAAGAGGAUGAGUACAAAUAUUUGGAAAAAGAAGAAGAAAUAUUUAAUAUACAACAGCUACAGCAAAAACACCUGCGGCAACAGUACAAGCUUUUACAAAACAAUCAGCAAGAACAACAAAACCAUUAUCAAUAUGAUAACGGUUGCGAUAUUUAUUUGGAGGAAAAUUAUCAGAGUGAAGACAGUGGCAAUUAUCUAGAUGAAAGUUCGAGUGGUAGUGUUAUUGGGGCAAAGUCCAGUGGAGCUAAGGCAAAUAAACAACCAACAGUUGAACUUAUUGAGUCACAAAGUAAUAUAGAAGAUGGUGCUUUGAAUACAGUGCGUCCGCCCACAUCGAUUGCACCCGCGGAUAAUACAGGCAGCCUAGUCAAAGGUACAUCCGCUAAUAUGGCCUCAAUUAUGGUGCAUCAAUAUCAAAUUAAAAAACAAGAUAGCAUAAUUUUGGAAGAGGAUGAAGAUGAUAUUUUAAUAAAUGAUAUGAGCGUAAGUAACGUACUACUCGGCAAGGAUGAACAGAAUCAUAACGGUAGGGCAAGCCACGAAUCGAUGACAGAGAAUGAAGAUAUCAUGUCUAAAUUGCCAUCGUUGUCCAUUGUCGCUUCCAAAAAAAAAAUGCUGAUGCGUGGUGAAACAGAAGAAGUAGUGUCGGGACAUAUGCAGAUUAUGCGGAAGCCAGAAGUUACAGCAAAACGGCGUUGGCAUUGGGCUUACAACAAAAUCAUAAUGCAGUUAAAUUGACUGUGCCCGCCUUCCACUACAUCCUAUGUUAGUCAUACUUACUUACUUUACUGUCCAAUUGGAGAUACCAAGUAGAACCAGAUCCUUCUUUACCUGGUCGUUCCAAAGGAGUAGAGAUCUUCCUCUUCCUCUGCUUCCGCCGGCGGGUACUGCAUCGAAAACUUUCUAAGCUGGAUUAUUCUUGUCUACGAUUUCAAAGUUAUGACUGUCAACACCGACAUGGGAGCCGAGUAUCGAAUGCAAUGACAAUCCGUAUUUCAUCUUGCCCUCGUUCAUUACCACACGCAUAUCUUUCUU